Messenger RNA from Cucumis sativus (cucumber), 705 nucleotides. RefSeq names its product 10 kDa chaperonin, mitochondrial. The transcript is spliced from 3 exons. The coding region runs from base 114 to 410 and encodes 98 amino acids. The record is from RefSeq and is a predicted model, not a curated record. NCBI's taxonomy places the organism in Eukaryota, Viridiplantae, Streptophyta, Magnoliopsida, Cucurbitales, Cucurbitaceae. Gene Ontology annotation, cellular component: mitochondrial matrix. Gene Ontology annotation, molecular function: protein-folding chaperone binding; ATP binding; metal ion binding.
CCCUGUCCUAGAACCUUCUACGCCUUUCUAUUUCUUCCGUUAAAGCAACGCCCACUCUCCAUCUUCUUCAUUGCGCCUGAACCCAAGAACCCUAAUUCUUCCACCACACACUUAUGGCGAGGCGCUUAAUUCCAUCUCUUAAUCGUGUCUUGAUCGAGAAAAUCGUUCCUCCUUCCAAAACCUCUGCUGGCAUUCUUCUCCCCGAGAGCUCCUCCAAGUUGAACUCCGGCAAGGUGAUUGCGGUGGGUCCUGGUGCACGGGAUGUUAGCGGGAAUCUGGUUCCGGUCUGUGUGAAAGAAGGUGAUACCGUUCUUUUGCCUGAAUAUGGAGGCACGUCGGUGAAGCUCGGGGAGAAAGAGUUCCAUUUGUUUAGAGAUGAAGACAUUUUGGGAACUUUACAUGAUGAUUGAUUAUCAAUCUAAUUCAACAGUGGACUGCUUGUGCUUUUUGCUAGAGCUUCAUUCUGGUAUAUUUGAAUUUAGUUUUCUUUCAUGUUGUAGCUUAUUGAAUGCUAGAACCAGAAUGAAGGACAUGAUCAAUUAAUGAUUGGUUUUCCAUUUGGUUAAAUCUUAUUGGAAACUAUUUUCAGUUCCUCAUCGUCACUUUUAUCUUUAAUCUCUAUUCAGCAUUUCUUUUCUUGAUGGUCUGGAGGAGUGGAAACUACUGUAGUCUUCGAGUUUUGGGUCUAUCGGAAGAUUUUAAAUC